AUGUGCUCUCAAGUAACUGCUACAUCAUGUGCUCGCAAAGGCUGUAAAUAUCCAGUCACAGAGGAAGUGAUAUUCUGUUCUACUUGCAAGGGUGCUUUCCACCCCACCUGCUCUGACUUAACGCCUGAGGCAUUUAAACUCUCCUCAAAGGCCGGGCAUGCAUGGCAAUGCCAGAAUUGUGUAAAGUCACACCCAACUGGGGAUCCUGUACAAACCGAUGCAUCCCACCAUAUCAUCACAUACAUUACAAGCAAUCCGAAUAAACUGCGUGAAACGCUGGAAAUUCUGGGUGAAAGCUAUACCCCCUUGUUCAAAUGCCUUGAAAUCGAUUUGCCGGAGUAUCAAGGCACUGCCGAGGACAUUGCGAUUUCAAAGUGCCGCUUUGCUGCUGAGCGUGUUGACGGUCCGGUCCUUGUUGAAGACACAGGCCUUGGUUUUGACGCAUUCAAGGGUCUCCCAGGUCCCUAUAUAAAAUGGUUCCUAAAGUCUGUGGGUGCUGAA
This is a messenger RNA of Dibothriocephalus latus, 501 nucleotides long. Lineage: Eukaryota; Metazoa; Platyhelminthes; Cestoda; Diphyllobothriidea; Diphyllobothriidae. The record is from the annotation of a GenBank genome assembly.